Messenger RNA from Gamsiella multidivaricata, 1591 nucleotides. Its product is annotated as Thiolase, N-terminal domain-containing protein. The coding region runs from base 82 to 1290 and encodes 402 amino acids. NCBI's taxonomy places the organism in Eukaryota, Fungi, Mortierellomycota, Mortierellomycetes, Mortierellales, Mortierellaceae. Gene Ontology annotation, molecular function: acetyl-CoA C-acetyltransferase activity. The transcript is spliced from 6 exons. Gene Ontology annotation, biological process: fatty acid beta-oxidation; ergosterol biosynthetic process. The record is from RefSeq and is a predicted model, not a curated record.
AAGCAUCUUGUACAUUCAUCACUCUCCUCUCUCACUCGCUCAAUCAGCAUCUCGUCCUCAUCUACAGCCCAUAACAUCAACAUGAGCAACACAGUCUAUAUCGCUGCCGUCGCACGCACUCCCAUCGGCUCCUUCAACGGCUCCCUUGCCUCUUUCUCGGCCACCGCGCUCGGCUCUCUUGCUGUCAAGGGUGCCCUGGAAAAGGCCAACAUCAGCCCCGAGCAGAUCGAGGAGCUCUACUUCGGAAAUGUCUUGUCUGCCGGACUCGGUCAAAACCCCGCUAGACAGGUCGCCAUUGGCGCCGGCCUUCCCAAGUCUGUCAUCUCGACCACCGUCAACAAGGUCUGCGCUUCCUCCAUGAAGGCUGUCAUGCUUGCCGCCCAGACCAUUCAGACUGGCCAGGCUGAUAUUGUUAUCGCAGGAGGUGCCGAGUCAAUGACCAAUGUUCCAUACUACUUGCCCAAGAUGCGCUUCGGUGCCAAGUACGGCCAUCAGGAGGUCAUCGACGGCGUUCAGAAGGAUGGUCUCACUGAUGUCUACAACAACUACUCCAUGGGUGUCGCCGCGGAGGAGACUGCAGAGGAGCACCAGAUCUCACGCGAGGCUCAGGACGACUUUGCCAUCAACUCUUAUAAACGUGCUCAGGCAGCCACUGAGGCUGGACUUUUCAAGAAUGAGAUCGUUCCCGUUGUCAUCCCCGGCGCUCGUGGCAAGCCCGACACUGUCGUCUCGACCGACGAUGAGAUUUCCAACUUAAACGAGUCCAAACUGCGUGCCAUGCGCCCUGCCUUCAAGCCCAACGGCGGCACGGUCACUGCACCCAACUCCUCGCCCAUCUCGGACGGUGCCUGCGCCAUUAUCUUGAUCUCUGGACAGAAGGCCCGCGAGCUCAACAUCCCCGUCUUGGCCCUGAUCCGUGGAUCCGCAGAUGCAGAGCAGGAUCCCUCCAGGUUCACGACCGCUCCCGCAUUGGCGAUCCCCAAGGCUAUUAAGCGCGCUGGUCUCACGCCUGAGCAGAUCGAUUUCUAUGAGAUCAACGAGGCCUUCUCGAUCGUCGCUUGCGCAAACAUGAAGCUCUUGGGCUUGAACAGCGAGAACGUCAACGUUAACGGAGGCGCCGUUGCCCUUGGACACCCUCUCGGAUGCUCAGGUGCUCGUGUCAUCACAACACUGGUCAAUGUCCUGCAGCAGAAGAACGCAAAGAUCGGAGUUGCCGGUAUCUGCAACGGUGGUGGUGGAGCCUCGGCUGUUGUGAUCGAGCGCGUCAGCGAAGACCAUGCGAAGCUGUAAAAAAAACGAGGGUGCGAGAACCUAAAUGAAUAGAAUCGUAGUAAAUAUUUAGAUACCACAGCAGAUGCGACAUGCACCAUCUCCAUCUCCAUUUUGUUAUAUAUAUAUAUUCACGCCAUUAAAGCCGCUGCCGUGAGAUCUACAUCGUGCUUUUCUUGAGAAUCAGGGUGUAGCCUCUAUCAACCUAAGGCGAUGCUCUGGAUUCCCCUCUUUUUUUCCCCCUGCAGAAAUAAGUGCGUGUACAACAGUUCAGGGGAAUCAGAUUCUAUGUGACAUUUAUCAAUGCAGCAGUUUCUUUAAU